AUGACAUCGUCCAGACAUCAGUCACUCCUCACACCUGAGCACAUAUCCGCCAUUGAAGAGCUACAGCUGCGACCUGAUUUGUUAAUUUUACGCCCUGACAAGGGGUCCGGAGCAGUGCUGAUGGAUCGGAAUGACUAUGAGAAGAAGAUGGAAAGUGUUCUUGACGAUCCCAGCAAGUUUGUACGCGAAGAUAACUGUGAUGACCCCAAAGAACUAGAACAACGGAUAUCGACAGAAGUACAGUUUCUACUAGAAGGACACUUCAUCAAUGAAAGCACAGCUCACCAUCUGAAGCCAAAAGGAACUCAAACUCCACAACUGUGUGGUUUACCGAAACUACACAAACCCGGAGUGCCACUUUGA
Molecule: messenger RNA, 363 nt
Organism: Fasciola hepatica (liver fluke)
Lineage: Eukaryota; Metazoa; Platyhelminthes; Trematoda; Plagiorchiida; Fasciolidae
Source: the annotation of a GenBank genome assembly